AUGCUCUUAGGGACUCUUGACAUCAGCGAUACAAGUAUCACAGUGCUGCCAAAGGAGAUCCGGAAACUGCAGCAUUUGGAGCACCUACUCAUGACUCGUACACACGUGGGAAAGAUACCAAGGGAAAUCGGGUCACUGAAGGAGCUCAAGAGUUUGAAACUGGAUAACAGUGUCGCUGCACUACCCUUGGAAGCUUGCGCAUUGGUGAAAUUGCCCGAGUGCAUCCGCCAAGCUCUGAGGAAGAGUAAUCUGUUGUCUGGACUAGCCAGGGAGAUGCCCUCGUACAAAAAAUACGGAGGCCUAGGAGGCCUAGUCGUCGGCGCCAAACAGAUGCACAUUCCAAUGUGGAUCAGAGAGCACUUCAAUGACAUUGCCCUCCUGGAUAUCAGUAUCUGCAAACUAGAGGAGGAAGGACUCACGAUUCUGCGGGGGAUUCCGAAACUGGGGGAUCUCACAUUAAGGUUCCAUGUCGUACCAAGAGAGCCAGUAGUCAUCAGGAGUGAAGGGUUCGCAAAUCUGAUUCGACUCACUCUUGACAGCCGCGUGCCACGGGUCACCUUCCAGGAAGGAGCCAUGCCGGCGCUGCUAUGGCUUAAGUUCCUGUUCCAGUUCUACGCUGGCCCACCAAAUAUAGACCCUGUGGGUGUCAACUACCUCAGGAGGCUCAAUUAUAUCGAUUUUAUAUGUAACGAGGAUUGGUAUGUAGGAGACAGCCCAUGCAUCCGCCCAACAAUUGACAUCGUGAGUAGAGAAGCCCAGGAGCUUCCCUGUCUAGAAGACUUCAAAGUCUGUGGCCGCAAAGAAAACAUCUGCCGGUCGUCGCCUGAGAUAGAGCAGAAUAGUAGCAGUAAGACAUGUGAGAAGGAUGAGCAGGAGGAAAGUAGCAGUGGAGUGAGUGAAAUCCAGAAGAUUCAAGCUUAA
This is a messenger RNA of Lolium perenne, 921 nucleotides long. The record is from RefSeq and is a predicted model, not a curated record. NCBI's taxonomy places the organism in Eukaryota, Viridiplantae, Streptophyta, Magnoliopsida, Poales, Poaceae.